Molecule: messenger RNA, 844 nt
Organism: Arabidopsis thaliana (thale cress)
Lineage: Eukaryota; Viridiplantae; Streptophyta; Magnoliopsida; Brassicales; Brassicaceae
Exons: 3
Coding region: 104-496 (130 amino acids)
Biological process (GO): xylem development
Source: RefSeq, marked reviewed
GGCAAAUAAAAAUCUAAGAACCAUUUUAAUAGCUUCUCACAUCUCUCUAUUAUAAUAUCAAACUACUCUUCACCAGCCCUCUUAAUUAUCUAAGAAAGUCUCAAUGGAAAACUCAGCACUAAGCAACUGUGUGAGGCGAACAAAUUUCUCUAAUCAACAGAGAACUAUGCAAGAGGGUCUAGAAGAGAGUAGUUGGACAAUGUACUUUGAAACAGAAGAUGGAUUAGGCCAUUACGAUGAUUCUUCAAUGAUGUCAGACGCUGCUUCUCCUAUGGGUUGUGUCGAAGAAGACACCGCUUCAUCUCCUUCUAACAGAACCGAGGGUUACAGUGGAAUGGAAGACAAUACGAUAGAAGAAAAAACCAUGAACAAUGGUAAGAUUGAGGAGAAAAUAUUGAAUAAAAAUGGGAUAAAGAUUGAAGAAUACUGCGCAGAAUUGAAGAAGAGAGGACUUUGCUUAGUCCCUUUGUCGAUGUUAUCUAACUAUAUUGGUUGAAACUUUGAUUACUCUUUCAAUCAUAUACAUAUUCUUUAUUGUGAUUAUAUAUCUUCCUUUCUCUGAUUAUUUUCUGUAAAUUAUAGAAUGGACUAGUAAAUGUAGUGAAAGUCAAAUCAAGGGUUGCAUCAUGUAUCGCAUGUAUGUAUGUGUAAUGGGUGUAUCAAUGUAUGUAUCAUGUUUCCAUGUGUGUAACAGUGUUAACAUGUUUCCAUGUGUGUAACAGUGUUAACAUGUUUCCAUGUGUGUAACAGUGUUAACAUGUUUCCAUGUGUGUAACAGUGUUUUGGUACAAUCAAGUACAUAUGUAUUUUGGAACGCCUUUGUAAUCCAAUGAUUGAAUGAUCC